Molecule: messenger RNA, 2004 nt
Organism: Ceratina calcarata
Lineage: Eukaryota; Metazoa; Arthropoda; Insecta; Hymenoptera; Apidae
Product: SAP30-binding protein
Exons: 2
Coding region: 663-1658 (331 amino acids)
Biological process (GO): regulation of DNA-templated transcription
Cellular component (GO): nucleus
Source: RefSeq, a predicted model, not a curated record
GAUGUACGAUCCUCAAAAGUUAAGUCGCAAUAUAAGAAUGAUGAAAUUUUCUUUCUUAUUACCCGCUUGUACGUGCAUACGUGCUGCAGGAAAUAAAAUAUACGUAACGUAUCAUUGAACGUAUACUGUAUAACGGGUGUUUAAUUCAAUGCUUCGUAGCAUUGCAUUAUACACAAAUAAUAGGAACUUAUACGAUUCUACUGAGUAUAUAUAUAUAUAAUAUUAUACGAUUGAAAUAUUUUAUUGGAAAUAUGACAUAACAUAUACAGAGUUGAGUACAAUGAGGAAAGAUCUAGGGUUUUGACACGGUGUAUAGACAGAUGAUGCGGGUGCGAGGAUCGUAACGUAACUUGGCUACAAUAAUCCGUAAUUUAUUUUACGUGAAUUAAAGAAGAUAAAAGAUGAGAGGAAGUAGAACCCGUAGCCGUAGUGUCAUACGUCAAGGGACAACAGGGAGGACAGAGGAAAGGGCUUAAAAAAUACGGUAUAGUAGUAAGCAUUUCGACAAAACAUUGGGGCAUAAUUAAUGUCGUUAUAUGUCGGCAUAUAUUUUGAUACAUAAAAGCCCUACAACUAAAAGGCGUACAGCUCUACGCUAGACCGGUGAGUUCCAACACAAAAUAUUGCUUGGUAGUACGGCGGACACUCAAAGCCAACUAACCAUGUCUGUACAAAGUGUUGCUCUGGCAUCUCUCACGGCCACCUAUACCGACUCGGAGGGCGAAGACGGGGUGGAAGACGACCUUCAGGAGAAUUCGAACACUCCCCAGGGGGCCGCCCCGCAUAAUGCCCAAGUCGGUCAGCCCCAGGCUUUCACCAGUCCCAAAUCUGGCACAUCAGCCUCAAAUAGUCCCGUUGUUGCUCCCAGCGUCGGUGGCAAGUCUAGUAACGAUUUGUCGAACGCGCCCACCUUAGUAACAGAUGCGAUGGCAUCUAAGGUGCAGAGAUUGGUUUCAUACUUUGAUGAUGCAGUGGUCUCCGAUGACGAGGGAGUCAUGCAGACGCCGGUCGAUGGACAGCCUUUUGAAAACGGAAGGCCCUCCACGAUUACGGAAUGCUCUCCCCGUUGUCAAGGAGAACAGUUAGUUUCAGAUGGCGAGGCGGAUACCUAUGGCGUUGUGAUACCGCCCGAGCCACCGGGACAGUGUCCCGUCGACUUGCAGGAGAAAAUAACAAAACUUUUUAGGAAAAUGGAGAGCGGCGGUUUGGACAUGAACAAAGUUAUACAGCAGAGAAAAGAUUUCAGGAAUCCAUCCAUUUACGAAAAGUUAAUUCAAUUUUGUAGCAUCAACGAACUGGGUACUAAUUAUCCUCCGGAUAGAUUCGAUCCGUUCAAGUGGGGUAAAGAUUCCUAUUACGACGAACUCGCUAAAGUUCAGAAGGCCGAGAUGGACAAGCUCGAAAAAGCUAGAAAGGAGAAGACGAAGAUCGAGAUCGUUUCUGGCACGGCCAAACGGCCCAGUAGUUCUAACAUCACGGAAGACGAUGCCAAGAAGAGGAAAAGUAAAUGGGAUCAAGUCGCAACGGGAACCACUGCCUCGGUAAAACCAACCGUUCUGUUAUCUCAACCGACUCUUACGACUUUAACGUCGUCCGCGACGGGCACCAAAGCGACGGUAAUAUCUGCCUUUGGAUCUUUACCAAAGAAAAGACUGUAACAUAUCUUGUAAAUCACUUGUAAAUAUCUCGCAUCUUUGUGGAAGAAGUAAAACACACCUCACUCCUUAUUUAAAAUUGUACAAUAUAUAUAUGUAUAAAGAAGAAAUAACAGCGAAUUUCGUACAGAAUAGCAUGUACGUAAGCUCGUGAGAGUACACGCGACCGUACGUUCAUUUAUAUGGCCAUGCGACGCCUGUAAAACCGAUCAUUGGUUUUGUUGAAUUUAGUGUCUCGAUUGUAUCAUUAGCGCAGUCAUUGUCUGCUAAAUCGAGAAGAAUGCAUUCGAAAUCAAUGGUUUUCAACGAAUGAAAGAGAGGAGUAGGAAAUUAUAGGAAUUACAAAUUU